Molecule: messenger RNA, 3265 nt
Organism: Colletotrichum scovillei
Lineage: Eukaryota; Fungi; Ascomycota; Sordariomycetes; Glomerellales; Glomerellaceae
Exons: 7
Coding region: 1122-2738 (538 amino acids)
Biological process (GO): peptidyl-serine phosphorylation; intracellular signal transduction
Molecular function (GO): protein serine/threonine kinase activity; ATP binding
Source: RefSeq, a predicted model, not a curated record
AUUCUGUUCUGCUUCCCGCCCGAGUCUUUCUUCGGUUUCCCGCUUUUCAUUCAGUUAAUACGAAUUUACAUGAGAGAGAUACAUACUUUACAUACCUUGCCUAGGAUCAUUACCCUCGAUUGCAUACACAGGAAAGAAGGCACUGAAUAGUACAGUAUCCGGCGCGCCUUUUUGCCGUGAUUCUGGUACUUUGCAGUACCUUGGUUUCUGAGCCCCCUGGUCUCCCACGCCCCGUGUCACUCGCUCUCUCUCUCUCUCUCUCUUUUUGGGGGUACCCUCGACCUGGUCUGGCCUACCUAUCCUAUCCUCCCCUCUUUCCCCCCUUCCCCCCUCUCAUUCAUUCGCUCAUACUCGGUACAAUCCUAUCCUAUCCUAUCCUACUGCCCCUUCCCCUCUGUAUUAUCCCUCCCCUCCCCCUUCCGUUGCAGCAAGCAGGACCAGACACACAGUACCUACCUUACCUUCCUCCGUACCUACUGGACAGCGAACAAGGCAAGCACCACCUCAGACGGCCCUCUUCUUUACUUUCCCAUUCUAUUGUCUGCGAGGUAUCCAUCGGUACCUCCAUUGCCUUCCAUUGGACAACCUGAAGAGAGGAGGCAAGAGGUAGUUGAAGGACAAAGUACCAUUGCAUACAAAGUACCUCGGAGAAGUACCUCACGGAGUACAGGUCCCCGAUUUUGACACCGUCAUUCGAGGCAACUGGCCUUCUAUCCUCCCUCGCACCCCUGUCACCCCGUGCCAGCUGACUGCAACGGACUCCACUCCUAUCUAUCUGCCUCCAUUUCUGUUGCUGGCGCUCUUUCUCUUGUCUCUCUUUCUCGCUCCUUGCCAUUUUGUUCCUCUCUCGUUUUACGCAUCUGCCCCGAAUUCCCAUUUACCGCCCGCCCUCCUCCAUCCGCGUCUCUUUCCCCCGUUCACGUCCACGUCUACGCCUACCUAUCCUACGUCCACCACCACCACAACCACCACCACCACCACCAGUCGACCUUCGUCCCAAAAAUAUUCACCGCCCCCCGUUUGGAUCAUGGUGCACUCGAGUCGUCACCUUUUCCCGUAAGAUCGAAUCCAACAAAAGUGCAGACGUGAGACGCCAUUGAAAAGACGACUGCACCGUCGAAAUGGGCAACAGCCAGGGCAAGCCCAUCGACUUGGAUGGCGAAGUCAACCUCAACCAUUUCCGUCUGCUGCGAGUAGUCGGCCGAGGCGCCUUUGGUAAAGUGCGCAUCGUCGAGAGAAAAGACACCAAUCUGUCUUUUGCCCUGAAAUACAUCCGGAAAGAUGAAGUCGUACGAUCCGAAAGUGUGCGGAAUAUCAUACGAGAGCGCCGGAUGCUCGAGCACGUGAACCAUCCGUUCAUUUGCAACUUGCGAUACAGUUUCCAAGACAUCGAAUACAUGUAUCUGGUUGUCGAUCUGAUGAGCGGAGGUGAUCUACGAUUCCACAUCUCGAGAAAGACCUUUACCGAAGACGCAGUGCGGUUCUGGAUUGCCGAAUUGGGAUGUGCACUCCGCUACAUUCACAGCCAAAACAUUAUCCAUCGCGAUGUGAAACCCGACAAUGUCCUGCUUGAUGCCGACGGACACGUGCAUUUGACCGACUUUAACGUCGCCUCCGAUAUCAUUCCCGGCAAGGUUCUGUCAAGCAAAUCGGGUACACUGGCCUACCUUGCUCCCGAAGUGUACGCUGGUAAGGGCUACGAUGUUCGUGCAGAUUGGUGGUCGCUUGGUGUGCUAUUCUACGAAUGCAUAUACAACAAGAGGCCAUUCGACGGCAACUCGGAGAGCACCCUUAGCCAGCAAAUACAACUCGCCAACCCGAAAUGCCCCAUCACUUCGCCACCCGUCAGCUUACCCUGUUUAUAUGCCAUCCGCGAUGCCUUGGAUUCGAACCGUGAUCAACGAAUGGGUGCGACAUGGGAGAGCUUUACGAAGCACGAAUUCUUCAUGAUGAUUGAUUUUGAGGCGCUGGAGCGAAAAGAGAUUGAGCCAGUCUUUGUUCCGGCCGCGGAUAAGACUAACUUUGAUGCUACGUACGACCUCGAGGAGUUGCUUUUGGAGGAGGCUCCUCUGGAAGCGCGGGCCCGACGGCAGAAGCCUCGCGAGCGGUUAAAGGAGGACGCUUCAGACAAGGAGAUCCGCGAAGACGAGCUUUACCGCAUGAUUGAAAACGACUUCCGUCCAUUCGAUUACACGCUGGCUGCGUACAAAAAAAUCACCGGCCAAGGUGAAGAGGUCGGAUACGUUAAUGGCGAUAUGGUCAACAUGAACCAGCCCCAGGCGUUGACCACCGAUGAGGCUACACCGGCAGCAAUGGCUACGAAUGGAGGAAGACCUAUGCCACCCCCGGGACCAUUACGAAAGAGUUCGAGCCUGGAGAGACGGCCAGGCAGCAGUCAAUCCGGUGUUCCCCGUCGACCAGUAUCCAAGCCGCCUCCGAUACCGCAUUAUCCUAGCGAAUAUUCUAAUCAACGAGCGGCACCGCCAGCUGCAGGAAAGAGGGUCACCAGCCCGACAGGCGGCAUGCAGGUUACGUUGGACGGUGGCGGCAGCUGGUCUGAUCUCGCCCGGCAGGAUGCUACACUGCCGACAGAUGCCAACGCCAUCAGCGAGGGCAAAUCUGAGAGCUCAAGUGGCGUAUUCGGCUUCCUCAGGGGCAAGAAAGGAAGAGGUCACAGCCCCAAGCCGAAGGAAAGGGGAGUGUUGGGCAAAGAGGGAGCAAGACAAGUCAUUGGAUAGAAGACACUCGUGGUCUUGGGAAGAGUUGGAAAGACGUACAGGGAGAGGUGACGGAUCGAUACCCGAGGAAUUCAGCAAAACACAAAGGAAUCGCCGAACCACGCCUACCCGAAGACGCACUGUGAAAGGCCUGAAAAGAUGACGGCUAGAUCGUGGCAUCCCAGCAACCGAUUCUUGAGCCAGUGUGCCUAUCAUUGGAAGGGUUACACUGUGGACGUUUCAUUGGGAACAGACUGCGACGCCGAAGCGGGCAAAGGUUGCACGAGGCCGGCCCCAGGCUGUCUUACACAAGAAAGAUUGUGAGGCCGUCCAUCACCGACCGGAAAGACAAUGGCAAUCGGCAUGCUUUUCACGACAGCUGGGAACCAUUCGUCAAGGUCGUGGCCCGAGAAGAUGGGAAAGUCUAGGCCGGUAUUUUCACCUACCUAAUGGCAGAAUCUAGAAGGAGUAUUCCGACGGGGCGGCUCCCAAUUCACAAAGCAUCAGGUGGGGCGUAGCGUGGACUAGCGGAGAGAAAUAGGCCAGAC